AUGUCAGGGACAACGCUCGGCCCGGAAACAACGUUCACCUCGACUUUCGUUGGGAUGCUCCUGUGUUUCCUAUUCUACGGCGGCACUUUCUCUCAGACGAUAUAUUACUUUCAUAAUUCCAACCACGACGGUGCCCCUUUAAGGGUUCUGGUGAUCUUUCUAUGGCUGAUGGACACAGUGAAAGACUUCCUUCAUGGCCAGUUGCUUUGGUAUUGGUUCAUAGCCAACCAUAGCAAUCCUUCUGCGCUCCUUCUACUUCCUAUUUCAUACACCGUUCACUUUAUAAUAACCGCUGCAACGGUGUUGGCGGUACAAUGUCUAUACAUCCGAAAUAUCUGGACUCUACUUAAGAAUAGACCAUUGCGUAAGCCGUUGACAACGAUUGGGGCUCUUUUGACAUUGUUGUCGUUCGUCUGUGGGCUCGUCACUGCCUACGACAUCCUUUCCAGUCCUACCGAUAUUGUCGCCAUCGAGCGAGUCAACGUGCCUGGUCGGAUACAAGGGUAUUCGGUUCUUGCCGUCGAUUUCUACAUAGCGGUCUGUCUAUGUUCCAUAUUUCAUGGCGCUAGGACGGGCUGUCAAGCGACGGAGUUCGUCAUCACGAAACUCAUCAUGUGGACGAUCAACCGAGCGAUAGCCCUCUUCGCCGUCCAACUAUUUGUCAUCGUUACUUACAAGCCAAAUGGGACACAAGCAAUGGAUGGUGUAUACUGUUUCUCUGGCACACUCACUGUAAACGUGGCGCUCGCGACACUCAACUCACGCCAAGUGCUCAAGGAGAUGCAGGAGGACUCAGAUAAUGCUCAGUCAUCGAGCCUUUUGAGCAGCUUCGUCGCUCGGAGACUAUCGUCUUUAUCAACUUGGUCUCGCGCACAUGAAGCUGCGAUAGAGAAUGAAGACUCAACUGAAGAAGCUAAUGAAAAGAACCGGAGACAGGAAAGCGUAGUCGAAAAUGACGAGAGCUCUUCAAGGCACUAA
Messenger RNA from Laetiporus sulphureus 93-53, 978 nucleotides. RefSeq lists its product as uncharacterized. The transcript has 21 exons. Lineage: Eukaryota; Fungi; Basidiomycota; Agaricomycetes; Polyporales; Laetiporaceae. The record is from RefSeq and is a predicted model, not a curated record. The coding region runs from base 1 to 978 and encodes 325 amino acids.